This is a messenger RNA of Nilaparvata lugens (brown planthopper), 3558 nucleotides long. RefSeq names its product transmembrane protein 39A. The transcript is spliced from 11 exons. Gene Ontology annotation, cellular component: membrane. The record is from RefSeq and is a predicted model, not a curated record. The coding region runs from base 165 to 1487 and encodes 440 amino acids. Lineage: Eukaryota; Metazoa; Arthropoda; Insecta; Hemiptera; Delphacidae.
UACAACUCACACACGUACGCAGGUACUCACACAUACAAUAACAAAAAAUAGGAAGCAAACGAAGCAGUGCAAUUAGGAACAAAAAUACAAUAUUGUGCUUGAAUUGUCAAAAUGCAUAUUUAAUACUAUUAGCAUAUUGUAAUAUUGUCUGCUUUGAGGUAAGAAUGGCCGGAGGUAGACGAAACUUGAGUCGGUCGGGCUCUGGGCGGCCUCCUCAACCGUUUUUCAACUCUCAUGAUGAUGCGGGGAAAGCCAAAGUGGGAGUGAACGGCGAAGGCUUGAUAGCACCGAAACACAUUCCGAUGCCGACUCUGCCACAUGAUAGCAGCAUCGUGUUCGAGGUGAUCAUGUUCGUGUACACGGUCACUGCCACUUUCCUCCAGUUCUUGCAUCUCUACCGUUCUGUCUGGUGGCUGUCUCAAUCCUAUACUCGUUAUUCCAUUAACUUCUAUCUGAUUGAUCCAUACCUGGUAGGAUUUAUCGGCACAAUCCUGGCAAGGCGGUUCGUCUACACUGGAUUGUGUAGAUUAUUGAUAGUGUGGUGUCCACCGUCUGCUUGGCCCAUAGUACAACAGUUACUCAGGUUGUUACUUCUUGGUGUUGUCUUAACUUGUCUGAUCUGGUGUGCUUAUCCAAUCAUGCAGAAUCAUCCCAUAGUCAACAUUUUCUAUCUGUGUUAUCCAAUAUCAGUGUACUUCAUAUUGUUCGGAUUAAGUGUCAGUCCAUUCUUUGAUGUAAUGUCUCAACCUGCAUCGGCAAUUGUUGAUGAAACAAAAAGUAAAAUGAUUGGGAAACCUGUCCACAGUUGUUCAAUGUCGCCACAAACAAUACGGGAGGAGGUUGACUUCCUCAAAGCUGAUUUCAACAAUAGAAUGAAGCAAAUACUCUUCAGUUCCGUACUUAAUGCUUAUUACGCCGGGUUUGUUCCGUGUUGCUUUGCUCAGAGCUUCCUAUACUACGAUGUUUAUUGGGCUACUCAACAUCUAACAUUUGUUUGGCUUGGAUGUUUUACAAUGUACCUCGUACAUUGUUAUCCAAUCAAGUAUUAUGACACCCUUCACCAAGCUGCGCUGCAUCUAGGCAAGUGGGCUAAAAUCGAAGGACGGUCUUGUCAUCUGCCUUCUCAUGUAUGGGCAGAUUCAACGUUAUGGCAUCAGGGUGCUUUAGUAAAGCACUGUAAAGAACUCUAUAAAGCUGAAGGCAUCUCGAAUGCAGCAGAGCCUGGCAAUCCAACGCAUAAUCGAUUUUAUGCGAUCUUCAACAACCCGUCAGUGCUGCUGUGCUCGCUGGGCGGCUUCCAGCUGUCACUGGUGGUGCUGCAGAUAGUGAUCCUGGUGCGUGCGUCAGAGUGGUACCAGGUCAUAUCCCUUGCGCUGCUGCUCUUCGCCAACUACUACACACUGUUCAAGUUGGCGCGCGACUACCUCGUCUGCUUCCGCGUCUACAAGCUCGAGGAACUGCUACAGGACAAGGAGAGCGGCGGCUGAACUAUUAAUGCAAAUUAUUUGUAAUUAACUGGAUCUCAACCAAGAAACCUUCCUCAAUAACAAAUCUAGGAAACACUUCACUUUAUGUCAACCAGUAAUAUCGAUAUUGAAAUAUCAAUAGUAUCGAAUUUCAGUAUCGAUACUAUCGAAAAUGAAAUAAAUAUCUAUACUGGAACUCGAUACUGCCGAUAUUUUUGAUAUUGAUAUAAGUGAUCACUGGCUCAUUCAAGGUAAAGUAUAGCCCAAACCUAUGCAAAAUAAUUUGUAGUAUAUUCAGUGAAACUGCGGAGUAAUGUAAACAAAAUAUUUAAUGAACACUACUUGAUAUUGUAAAAAUCACUGAUUUAUAAAAACAAUAAUUUUUGAGAUAGUAGUUUCGUUUGCUACACCAUUAUGAAUUUCUAAUAAGCUACAGAUUUUAGUAAACUAGUGGAGUUUAGUACUAGAAUUUGAUAAUGGUGUAACUACCGAAUCUAGUAGUGUUAGCUAGAUACUAGUUUCGGUUGUUACACCAUUAUCAAACUCUAUUAAACCGAAUAUUUUAUUGAACUAGUAGAGUUUGCUAGAGAUCUAGAGAUUGAUUAUUCAUUGUGUUACUAUCGAAACUAGUAUUUUUUUAUAAAUCAGUGGUUUUGUCAAUAUCUAGUCGUUUUCAUUCAAUAUGGAUAUUCUAAUAUCUACCACAAUAUCUAUCACCUUGACAACAAUGUAAAAAAAGUUUUGGAAGAUUAUCAGCUUAAAUCGCUAGGGGUUGAUUGACAUCUGUUCAAAAAGUUACUUUCGUCAAGUAGAACAAAUCACUUUCUAAUUUGGGCUAUCAUUACCCAAAUGUUGAAAUAAACAGCUGAACAGGUGUGAAUCAACCUACAGAAUUUCCAUCCUGAUAAUUUCCAGAAAAUAUUAAACGUUUCUUUACAUCACUCCGUAGUUUCGUUGAGUUCAUUAUAAAACUGUAUUAUUUGUAGAGUAUCUUUUUGUGUAGAAGAGGAAGAAUAAAAAAAACAGUAUACCGUACUAAAAAGAAGAUUGCGGUAAAAAAUAAGAUUAAAUGAAAAGAAGUAGUAUGGUUGGGAAAAACAAAUCAAGUUGAUGGAUGAUUAGGAGAGACAUAAUCAAUAGACGUAGUACAAUAGGGAGGAGAAAAAGCAGCAAUAUGGUAGGUAAAAGGAAAACUGUUGAAUAAUAAAAAGAAGCAGUAGGUGGAGAGAAGAUAAAAGAAGUGAAGGAUGUAAGAAGAUAAAGCAAUAAGGAUGAUGGGCUGAAAGAAAAUAAAACUAGACACGGAGGAGGUUAAAGAUACAGGAAGAAAAAAAAUAGUAUGUGGAGAAGAAAGAUUGGAGAAAGAGAUAGAGUACUAUUAUUGAAAUAGAAUUUGGCCGAAAAUAACUUGAAUAAUUUAGAUUCUAUCACUUCGUUACUGAGCAACAAAUAUGUUAUCGGUUGAUUUACUUAGAAUCUACUAAUUAAUGAAAUUAGAACAAUAAUCUCUAUGAAAAGAUAUGUCCUGCAUGGAACAACCAUUAAUCGUACUGAAUCUGAGAAACAAAAUUAAGAACAACUUAUUAUAGUAAUAGUUUAAAAAGAAAUGAAUCAACAAAAAUUAAAAAUGGAUAUAAUAGAAAAACAAUAAACAAACGAACAGUAAAAAAUAUGAAUGUAAAAACAUGAUAGUAGAAUCAGGGUUGGCCUCUAGGCUAUUUAUAUAAUCAUGGUAUAGGUAUUGGUGGGCAGGAAGGUUUCUCGGGAAAAUAAUAAUAUCCACUAAUUAUAAGUAAUUUAUAAAAUUGAAAAAUUAGGAAUAAUUUACAACAAAGAUAUUGAUUCUUGAAACUUAAACAGCCAGCUAGAAGUUGCCGGCUGCCUAAUUUACAGUAGAUGUCACAACUUUUUCGAAUUGAUGUACUUGUGCGCACUAUUGAGUAUUGACUAUUGUGUACCGUAGUGGAAAUGAGUUCUGUGUAUUGACCUGCUGCAUUUGUGUUCAUUCUUGUCAUAAUUUAUUGUAUAUUGUCUACCAUUAAUCUAGUACGUAAUUUAAAUUAUUAAAUGAAAGCAUGAUUGAAAAUAUAAA